This is a messenger RNA of Elgaria multicarinata webbii, 10910 nucleotides long. It is a transcript of the gene CUBN, whose product is annotated as cubilin. Gene Ontology annotation, molecular function: calcium ion binding. The coding region runs from base 1 to 10908 and encodes 3635 amino acids. Lineage: Eukaryota; Metazoa; Chordata; Lepidosauria; Squamata; Anguidae. The record is from RefSeq and is a predicted model, not a curated record. The transcript has 67 exons.
AUGGGGCAUCCAACUUCUCUAACUUGCACUUUAGUGACAUUGCUGAUUAUUUCUGGAUUAAACUGCGGAUCUGAUUUUAUUGAGAAAAACAGACAGAAAAGAGAGCUCGGUCAGGAACAGCCUCGCAUGUCCUCCGAAAGGGGCCAUUUAGUCUUCCACACUGGAUCGGCCAAAAAUAUUGAAUUCAGAACUGGAACUCAGGGCAGAAUAAAAGUGAAUGAAGAAGACCUCGCGGAGACCUUUAGCCAGAUCCGAAAGAAUAAAGAUGAGAUUCAAGAACUCAAAAGAAUCACUAGCAUCCCUCACAACGUUUCCAGUCAGAUCACUCAGCUUCAUUCCAAGAUUGUGAAUAUUGAAGGCAGACUUCAAAACCUUGAACAGACAUUUUUGAGAAAAGCCUGUAACAGCAACCCCUGCCAGAAUUCCGGAACCUGCAUCAAUUUGCUAGAUGCUUUCUUUUGUCUGUGUCCCAACAACUGGCAGGGACCACUCUGUUCUGUCGACGUUAACGAAUGCCAGAUUUACAGCGGGACACCUCUAGGCUGCCAAAACGGAGCUACCUGUGAAAAUACCCUGGGUAGUUACAGCUGCACCUGUAUGCCUGAAACCUACGGACAUCACUGCGAAUCAAAAUUUGACGACUGCCAAGCAGGCUCUCAGGCUCUUUGUGAACAUGGCGUCUGUAUCGAUGGGAACAGAGACCAGCCCCAUCAGCCAAAGUACACCUGUAACUGUGAUGCUGGCUGGAUGUCACCACCGGGGAGCCCUGCCUGUAGUGCCGAUAUCGAUGAGUGCACCCUCCCGAAACCUCCCUGCUCACUGAAUCCUCCAGUACAGUGCUACAACACUCCAGGCUCUUAUUCCUGUGGUCCUUGUCCAUCAGGUUGGGAAGGAAAUGGCUACAACUGCCAGGAUAUUAACGAGUGCGAGUCAGCUAACGGAGGUUGUUCCACUGCACCAAUGGUUCCGUGUAUCAACACAUUGGGAUCCUUCUAUUGCAGCCAUUGUCCACCAGGCUAUGAAGGCGAUGGAAAAGUGUGCACUCAGGUUAAUAUUUGCUUAGUAAACAACGGAGGUUGCCAUUCGCUUGCUGCAUGCAUCAGUACAUCAGGCCCGAUUCCUAGUUGUGUCUGCCCAGCUGGAUACACUGGGAACGGCUAUGGCUCAAAUGGAUGUGUUGCGCUAAGCAAUAUCUGCCAAACGCAAAACCCCUGUGUAAAUGGACAGUGUCUUGCUACAGCCUCUGGCUACAACUGUGUGUGCAAUCCCGGCUGGACUGGGGCCACCUGUACAGAAAACAUUGACGAGUGUUCCAGCAAUCCUUGUCAGCAUGGGGGAAGCUGCAAUGAUGGGGUGAAUGGCUACUCUUGCGAAUGCACAAAUAGUUGGACUGGACCCCAGUGCCAGACGCCCCAACAAGCUUGUGGAGGAUCACUUCAGGACCUCUCAGGCUCAUUCAACUACCCUAACAGUCUGGACACUGAGCAAUACGAUCAACAGGUCAGCUGUAAUUGGGUUAUCCGGACAAAUUAUGACAAGAUUCUGCGUAUCACUUUUCCAGUCUUCCAACUGCAGGAAAGUAUCAGCUGCAGGUUUAAUUUUCUCCAGAUUCAUGAUGGAGAGUCAACAUCAGCCAACAUGCUUGGAAAGUACUGUGGAUCCUCUCCCCCAGCAGAGCUUUUCAGCAGUCACAACUCUUUGUAUUUCUCAUUCCACUCUGAUCGCCUGGCUAAUGCAGGGAGGUUUACAGUUCAUUGGGAGUCUCAGCAGCCCGAGUGUGGUGGUGAACUGACUGAUACUUAUGGCUCCAUUAACUCACCUGGCUACCCUGGUAACUACCCUCCCAACAGGGAUUGUUAUUGGAUCCUUUCAACCAAUCCUGGCCUUGUCAUCACUUUUGCAUUUGGCACACUGAGCCUUGAACACCAUGAUAACUGCAGCGAGGACUAUCUGGAGAUCCGAGAUGGCCUCCUCCCUCAAGAUCCCCUCCUUGGAAAAUACUGCAGCACUGGAUUACCACCACCACUUCAAACCACUGGUCCAUAUGGCUGGGUCCACUUUCAUUCCAAUGCCUUCAGUAGCGAUAGAGGCUUCCAUAUCACAUACACAACCGCACCUGCGGACCCCAAUUGUGGAGGAAACUUUACAGACAGCAGUGGGAUUAUCAUGUCUCCCUAUUGGCCAAAUUCUUACCUUAACAACCGACAGUGCAUCUACAUCGUCCGACAGCCACCUGGUGAAAAGAUCAAUCUCAAUUUCACACACCUGGAGCUGGAAAGUCAUCCCAGUUGUUCGUGGAACUACAUUGAGGUCCGGGAUGGUGACACCGAGAUGUCUCCCUUAAUCAGCAAGUUCUGUGGAGAUGCACCUCUUUCCACAAUCGCUUCCAAUAGCAACAGCCUCUGGAUCAAGUUCAAAUCUGACACCUCGGCCCACAGGUCUAGCUUCAGGGCUGUUUAUGAUGUUGCCUGUGGGGGAGCCUUGUCUGGCUAUGGCAUUAUCAGAUCUCCCUAUUAUACCAGGGCAUUGUCUCAUGGCAAGAUCUGUGAGUGGAUCAUCUCCCAGCCGGAAAGCCACAUCGUGAUUCUUAAUUUCACAGACUUUCGGAUCCGUAACAUCACGACCUGUAACUUGGAUUACAUUGAGAUCAGAGACGGCAACAGCAUGAAUUCUCCUUCUUUAGGGAAAUAUUGUGGUGUGACUGUACCAGCUAUAGUUCAGUCUACACGGAAUUAUCUGUAUGUAAAAUUCAGAGCUUCGUCUAUCACCAACCUCGGCUUCCUGGCUGAAUACAAAUCUUUGGAUGCAGCAUGUGGAGGGACUCUCACAGAACCAAAUGGAAUCAUUGCCAGUCCUGGCUACCCAGCCACAUACCCACAUGGUGUCAAGUGUACAUGGACCAUCUUAGUCCAGCCUGGUUACCUCAUCCGUCUGAUCUUCACAACUUUUAACUUGGAAUUUGGUUAUAAUUGUGUCCGAGAUUACCUUGACAUCUAUGACAACAGCACUAUGAAAAAACUUGGGCGGUACUGCGGGAGGUCAGUUCCCCCAUCUAUUACCAGUAGUGGCAACAUACUGACAUUGCAAUUCGUGACAAACCGCAACGUUGCCUCAGAGGGAUUUUCGGUUAAUUAUGCUUCGCUGAAUGCAACUGGAGUAUGUUCACAUGAAUACACUGAGGCUUCUGGUGUGUUGACAUCUCCAAACUAUCCCAACAACUAUCCCAACAGAAUGACAUGCAUAUACAGGAUCCAUGUAGAGAACAACAAACAGAUUGCUUUACACUUUACCAACUUCUCUUUGGAGUCUGGAGCCACAUGUCCCAGUGAUUAUGUAGAACUCAGAGAUGGAGGUUAUGAGACAUCACCAUUGCUUGGGAAAUUCUGUGGCUCAUUGUUGCCUCCAGUUAUUAUCUCCCAUAGUAACCAACUAUGGAUAAAAUUUGUAAGUGAUGUGUAUUUUACAAGCACUGGAUUCUCUGCUUACUGGGAUGGAACGUCAACAGGUUGUGGUGGGACCCUUGCAGCACCUUCUGGAAUCUUUAUGUCUCCCAAUUAUCCCAUGCCCUACCACCACAAUGCUGAAUGCUACUGGCUGCUGAGGUCAAGUCGUGGAAGCCCAUUUGAGAUCCAGUUUGAUGAAUUCCACCUAGAGUCUUAUUCAAGUUGUAUCUUCGAUUAUCUUGCGGUCUAUGAUGGCAAUAGUUCCAAUGCUAAGAUGCUGGGCAAAUUUUGUGGGAAUCAGAUGCCGCCCACAAUACACUCUACUGGAGACAGUUUGUAUGUCGUACUAAGGACAGAUAGUUCUUUGAGAGGUGGAGGCUUCCUUGCUCACUACAAGCAGGUUUGCCAAGGAGUAAGAAUUGCCAACCGUAGCCAAGGCAUCCUGGAGAGUUUAAACUACCCUAACAACUACCCGCCGGAUGCAAAGUGCAAUUGGACCAUCCAAACUACAACUGGUAACACCCUCAACUACAGUUUUACAGCAUUUAGCACUAAAGGAGGAGAAAACUGUGAACGUGACAAUGUAAAGCUUUAUGAUGGGCCCAAUACCCAAUCCAACCUGAUAGGCACUUUUUGUGGCAAUACUGAUCUCCCAUCUGGAGGUACCAUCAGUUCCAGUCUUCAUGUGGUGUUUUACUCUGACAAAAUGGAUGAAUCUACUGGAUUUCAGAUGCUAUGGCACAUAAAUGGAUGUGGUGGAGAACUCUCUGGAACUUCUGGAUCUUUCCAGAGCCCUGGAUAUCCAAACAAGUACCCACACAAUAGGGAAUGUCACUGGUAUAUUCAUACAUCCCCAGGUAGUAGCAUUCAACUCACCAUUGUGGAAUUUGACGUUGAAUACCAUACCAGUUGCGACUAUGAUGUUUUGGAGAUUUAUGGUGGGCCUGAUUUAUCUUCUCCCAGGUUGGCCCAACUCUGUGGCCCAAGAUUGCCACAGAAUCCUCUGCAUGUCUCAAGUACAGGAAAUGCGAUUACAGUCCGGUUCAAAACAGACACAAAUGGGCAUGGAAAGGGCUUCAAUGCUACUUGGCAAGAGAGAGCUGGAGGUUGUGGAGGACUUUUCCAAGCAUCACGUGGGGAAAUCCAUUCUCCCAACUAUCCCCAACCUUACAGCAACAACACUGACUGCUCUUGGGUCAUCCGAGUUGAUAGUGGCCACCGUGUUCUGUUGAACUUCACAGAUCUGCAACUAGAAUUGCAUCGUUCGUGCAGAUAUGACUAUGUCUCAGUAUUUGAUGGUCCAAAUAGUGAAGCUCCACUUCUUAGAAAAGUCUGUGGUCAGCAGCAACCAUCACCCAUCACAUCCACCCAAAAUACCAUGUUUGUGCAAUUUCGCUCCGACCGCACCGUCCAUCUCAGAGGCUUUCGUGCUCAAUUCACCGAAGCAUGUGGAAGUGUCUUAGAAGCUGAUUCAGUUGGUGCAGCAAUUUCCUCUCCUCUGUAUCCAGCCAAGUACCCGAACAAUCAGAACUGUAGUUGGAUUAUUCGAGCCCAGGAGCCAUUCAACCAUGUUACACUGUCAUUUACUGAAUUUGAGACCGAAGACAGAAGGCACAACUGCAGCACAGAUUAUGUAGAAAUUCGGGAGGGCGAUAAUGACAAUGCACCUGUGCAAGGGCGAUAUUGUGGCACCACGGUGCCACAUCCAAUUACUUCUUUCAGCAGUGCUAUGUCCAUCAACUUUGUCUCUAAUAGUGUCGUUACUGCCAAAGGUUUCCAUGCCAUCUUGGCUGCAUCAACAUCUGCCUGUGGGGGCACCUUCCAUAUGGAGAGAGGAGCCUUCAGUAGCCCCAACUUUCCUGAGCCGUACCCAAUGAAUGUUGAAUGUGUCUGGAACAUUCCAAGCUCCCCUGGCAACCGGCUCCAGCUGUCCUUCACAGAAUUUCAGAUGGAAGAAAGCGAAGGCUGUACCAAGGACUAUGUUGAAAUCAGGGAAGGCAGUUUCAGUGGCCAGCUGUUGGGACGAUACUGUGGAAACUCCUUGCCAGUGAAUUACACCUCUAUCACUGCACACAGCCUGUGGGUGAAAUUUGCCUCUGAUUCUUCAGACAGUAGAAGGGGCUUCCAAGCCACAUUUGCUCACUUGUUUGGAAAUAAUAUUGUGGGCAAUAGUGGACAAAUCGCUUCUCCGCUGUGGCCUAGAAAUUACCCUCAUCGCUCCAACUACCAGUGGACAAUAACUGUUAAUGCGACACAAAUGAUCCAUGGCCAGAUCUUACAGAUGGAAAUUGAAGAUUUGUCUAACUGCUACUACGACAAGCUGAAGGUGUAUGAUGGGCCCAACACACACUCUCGUCUCAUUGCAGCAUACUGUGGUGUAACCCCUUCUUCUUUCACCUCUUCUGGAAGCUCCAUUACGCUUCAAUUCAUCUCUGAUUUUUCUGUAAAUGGAAGGGGUUUCCUUUUGGACUGGUAUGCAGUGGAAGUUCCUACAGAUGCUGGAAAUACCAUUCCAAUAGGUGCCUGUGGAGGGUACUCAACAACUGGAGAAGUGCCCUUAUUCCUGUUCUCACCGGACUGGCCCUCAAACUACAGGAAUUAUGCGGAAUGUGCAUGGGUUCUCAGAGCAGCAGACUCAACAGUGGAGUUCAACAUCCUGGCCUUGGACAUUGAGUCUCACCACUCAUGCAACUACGAUACACUUGUCUUCAGAGAUGGAGACAACAGUCUUGCCCCAGUUCUGUCCACUGUAUGCGGCCGUGAAAUUCCUGGACCAAUAAGAUCAACUGGGGAUGCCAUGUUCAUUCAAUUCACUUCCGAUGCAAGUAUCACUGGUGCUGGGUUUAAUGCUACUUACCACAAAAGUUGUGGUGGCUACUUUCAUGCUGACAGAGGUGUGAUCACUUCGCCCAACUAUCCAGAGACCUACCCUCCUAACCUCAAUUGUUCUUGGCAUGUUCUGGCUACUGCUGGUUUUAUCAUUGGUGUCCAUUUUGAACAGCCAUUUGAGGUGCUGAAUGAUGACAUUUCCUGCAGCCGUGGAGAUUAUAUUGAGCUUAGAAAUGGACCAGAUCACUCUGCCCCACCACUAGGGCCCAGUGGGAGGAAUGGACGCUUUUGUGGUAGCAGAUCUUUUUCUACGAUGUAUACGACAGAUAACCAGCUGUUUGUCCAGUUCAAUUCUGAUAGCAGUAAUGGAGGGCAAGGCUUCAAACUGAAGUACGAGGCAAAGGGUCUUGCAUGUGGAGGGAACAUUUAUAUCAGUGAAACCAGCCUCUCUGGAUUUAUCUCUUCACCCAAUUAUCCUGACAAUUAUCCUCUACAUGCUGAUUGCGUCUGGACAAUAAUUGCUCCCUAUGGCGGAGCAGUGGAGCUGCAGUUUGAGGAUCAGUUUGAUAUUCAGCCUUCAACCAACUGCACAUUGAGUUAUCUUGAAUUACGUGAUGGUUCUGACUCCAGUGCACCAGAGAUCGCUAGGCUGUGUGGGAAUUCUCUGCCAGGCAUUCAAAGGUCUUCUGGUUCCACCCUAUAUAUGAGAUUUCGGUCAGAUGGCAUAGACACACGGGCUGGAUUCAAUGCCAAGUAUUCAAGAGCAAUAUGUGGCGGAACAUUGAUGGGACAAAAUGGUAUUAUUGACAGUGUUGGAUUUCCUGGUCAUCACUAUCCAGACAAUUUGCUGUGCGAAUGGUUUCUCCAUGGACCUACGGAUCAUUAUCUCACCAUUAGCUUUGAAGCACUAGAUAUUCAGAAUUCAUCAGAGUGUGCAAAGGACUACUUGGAAAUUCGAGAAAAUCAUGGUUCAGGGUAUUUAUUAGGUAAAUACUGUGGUGCUAUGACACCCACCAUGUUGGACACUUCUAGCAACCUGGCUUAUAUCAAGUUUGUCACUGAUGGAUCCAUCAGUGCUCCAGGCUUCCGGCUGCAUUUUGCUGCUAGUGCUGAAGAGUGUGGAGGCGAACUCCGUGGCACUGCUGGGACAUUUACCUCCCCCAACUACCCCAAUCCCUACCUGCACAAACGAAAAUGCGAAUGGAGAAUCGUGGUGCCCUUCGGACGCCGGGUCACCCUUACCAUUAGUGAUAUGAAUUUUGCAUUCAGCCAGAAUUGUAGUUCGGAAUAUUUGGCCGUUCAUAAUGGUUUUGGUGAAAGUACACCUAGGCUAUCCAAAUUGUGUGGUGUGGUGACCCCAGGCACUCAGGUGAAAUCCUCUGGAAACAAGAUAACAGUAAUUACAGUAACAAGCCAUGAUGAUUCAGAGGCAAGCUUCAGAAUUACAUAUGCUUCUGAUGAAGAUGCAGUGUGUGGUAGACAACUGCUCAGUUCCGAUGGCGGAAACCUCACUUCUCCUGGUUACGAUGGUGUCAGCAAUUAUACAAACAACCUCAACUGUGAAUGGGUCAUCCAAAAUCCACAACCAUCCACCACAACUAUUCACCUCCUCUUUGUAGAUUUCCACUUGGAACAGCAUAUCAACUGCCAGAAGGACUACUUAGAAAUUCGACAAGGGGAUUCUGAUGGAGAGCUCUUGUACAGACUAUGCAAGCCGCCUCAAGUGCCAGUGCUAAUAGCAGCUCCUCAGAUCUGGAUACAGUUUUUGAGUAACGCUGAAAAUACAGACAAAGGAUUCUUUAUGCGUUACUCUUCUCUGGCCUGUGGUGGCGUGAAGGAAGCUGAAAGUGGAAUUAUUUCAAGCCCCAACUUCCCUGGACCAUACAAUAGUUCUAGUCUUUGUUCCUGGCUCUUGAUAGCGCCAGAGGGACGUACCAUCAAUCUUACCUUUGUGGCCUUUCAUAUUGAACAACACAGCAGUUGUGAACGGGACGCAGUCACAAUUCUGAAUGGCGGAUCUCCUAGCUCUCCUAUCAUAGGACGAUAUUGUGGAACUGCGUCACCCGGCACCAUUCAGUCAGGCUCCAAUCAGUUAUUAAUACACUUUUACUCUGACCAGUUUCUGCAGGGAGAUGGUUUCUCUGCAACAUGGACUUCAGAUUCCUUAGGGUGUGGUGGCAUUCUUCAUUCAGAGAGUGGUACCAUCAGUUCUCCCCAGUGGCCACAGAACUUCCCUACUAACAUUAGGUGCUCAUGGACAAUAAUUACACACGAAAGCAAACAUUUGGAGAUCACCUUUGAUGAAAACUUCCAGAUACCAGAUAGUGAUGGACAGUGUCAGAGCAGUUUUGUGAAGGUGUGGAGAGGAAGUGCUAAAAAACAGGAAGAUGCAGUAUUAGCUGUUGGGUGUGGAGAUUCCUCUCCUGGCUCUAUUGUUGCCCCAGGAAACGCGAUGACAACAGUGUUUCAGUCACAGGACAUCCCAGGACGUGGCUUUUCUGCAACUUUUAUAAGCCGGUGUGGGGCAAAUUUCACAGCUCCUUCAGGUCGCAUUGUCUCUCCUAACUUUCCCAGGCAGUAUGACAACAACUUGGAUUGCAGUUAUAUCAUAGAUGCAGGACCCCAGUCCGUUGUCAUCCUAACUUUUCAAAUGUUUGAUUUGCAACCUCAUAAUGCCUUAGAAAAUUGUGCCUACGAUGGAGUGAAGAUCUUCAAGGGGAACACAGUAACUCCAUACCCUGUAAGAACAUUUUGUGGCAGUGAAAUCCCUAAUCCUGUCAGCAUCUUUGGAUCCACCCUAUUGAACUUCUACACAGACUCUAAUACUGCUGGCAUUGGAUUUUUGGCCAAUUAUGCAGUCAUCCCUUGUGGUGGUGCUUUCAGUGGCUCCUGGGGCACAAUCAAGAGCCCUACCCAUUCUUUCACUGAGUAUCAUCAUGAUAUGAACUGUUCGUACCACAUUACUGUUGGAAACAACAAGAUAGUGGCACUCAAAUUCAACAGCUUCCACCUUGAACCCUCUUCAUCUUGUAACAACGAUUACGUUUCUGUGUACGAUGGCCCAAACAUCAUUUCUCCACUUCUUGGGAAAUUCUGCGGCUCAGUCCUUCCUCCCGUUAUCAAGAGCUCCUCAAAUGUCUUGCUCCUAGUGUUCAAGACAGAUUCCUACGAAGCAGCCGGCGGGUGGAAAGCAUCUUUCAGAGAGACAAUAGGUCCCGAGCAAGGUUGUGGUGGCUACCUGAUGAAUUCAAGUGGUAGCUUUGGUUCUCCAGACUCCAACAAAGACGGCAAAUAUGACAAAGAUCUAGAAUGUGUGUGGACUAUAGUUGCACCCAUAAACAAGUUGAUCAACCUCACCUUCAACACUUUUCUACUGGAAGCACAGUCUUGGCAAACCUGCCGAUAUGACUAUGUCAAACUGUAUGAUGGUAUUAAUGAAAAUGCUGCUCUAGCUGGCACAUUUUGUGGUUCCAGCAUUCCAGCUCCUUUUCUUUCUACUGACAACUUCCUGACUAUUAAGUUUGUCACUGACACAACUGUAGAAAGAAUCGGUUUCAAUGCUACCUAUACUACUGUGGAUAGACUGUGUGGAGGUAUAUAUAAUGCAACAUCCAUCACCCAAACUGCAACAUCGCCCUACUUUCCAAAUCCCUAUCCUCCAUUUACAUUCUGCAGAUGGGUCAUUGAUGCCCCUCCUGAGCAACAGGUCAAAGUAGUAGUACAGAAUUUCCACCUCCAGGCCAGCCAAGACUGCUCUCAGAAUUAUCUAGAGUUCCAGGACUCACCCCUGGGCAAUCAAGAACAUGCCGAUCGCGUCCACCGAUUCUGUGGCUCUGAAAACUUUGCCAUUCCUGAGUUUUAUUCUUAUAGGCGAACUGGCGUGGUCAUUUUUAAAUCAGAAGCCUAUAUGAUUAAUAGUGGGCUUCUCUUCUCUUAUCAAGCUUCAGGCUGCAACAGAGAAUACAAUCAGUCCUUUGGCUAUCUGAAAAGCCCAGGCUGGCCUGAUCCCUAUCCUCAUAAUUUGGAUUGUACCAUUAUUCUACGAUCCCCACCGAAUCACACCAUCUCUCUCUUCUUCCAUUCUUUUAACCUAGAGAACUUUGGAUGUCAGCAUGACUUCUUAGAGGUCAGAAAUGGUAGUGAUGCCAGCUCUCCACUGAUUGACAAGUUCUGUGGAAACACCUUACCCAAUCCAGUAUUUCCUAAAAACCACGUUCUAUAUCUACAUUUCAAAAGUGAUGUCCUAAUUUCUCAUGAAGGAUAUGAAAUUACCUGGACGUCAUCACCAACCGGCUGUGGUGGUACCUUAUAUGGGGAGACUGGUUCAUUAGCCAGCCCAGAAUAUCCAGGUUCUUAUCCGAAUCGGACAGACUGUGAGUGGACAGUCGAAGCCCCCAAAGGAAGGGUUGUUACAGUUAACUUUGCUUUCAUAAGCAUUGAUGAUCCAGGGGACUGUACCAGCAACUACCUGAAACUCUAUAAUGGACCAGACACUAGCUAUACACCAAUUGGACCAUACUGUGGAUUGGACACAAACAUUGCUCCAUUUACAGCUACGUCACAUCAAGUGUUCAUAAAAUUCCAUUCAGAAUAUGCAAUGCGACCAUCAGGAUUUAGGCUAACCUGGAACUCCUAAAA